This is a messenger RNA of Dipodomys ordii (Ord's kangaroo rat), 6988 nucleotides long. Its product is annotated as KIAA1217 ortholog. The record is from RefSeq and is a predicted model, not a curated record. The coding region runs from base 52 to 5613 and encodes 1853 amino acids. The transcript is spliced from 20 exons. Gene Ontology annotation, cellular component: cytoplasm. Lineage: Eukaryota; Metazoa; Chordata; Mammalia; Rodentia; Heteromyidae.
CCAAGGAGACACACUCUAGGUGGACCCCGAAGUUCCAAAGAAAUACUGGGAAUGCAAACAUCUGAGAUGGAUAGAAAGAGAGAAGCUUUCCUGGAGCAUCUGAAGCAGAAAUACCCCCAUCACGCCACUGCCAUCAUGGGUCACCAAGAAAGGCUGCGAGACCAGACGAGAAGCCCCAAGCUGUCUCACAGCCCUCAGUCUACCACCUUCGGGGACCCGGUUGAGCAUUUAUCAGAAACAUCUGGUGACUCUCUAGAAGCCAUGUCUGAAGGAGAUGCACCAAGCCCUUUUUCCCGAGGCAGCCGGACUCGAGCAAGCCUUCCCGUGGUGAGGUCAACCAACCAGACAAAAGAAAGAUCUCUGGGGGUUCUCUAUCUUCAGUAUGGAGAUGAAACAAAGCAGCUCAGGAUGCCAAAUGAAAUCACAAGCGCAGACACGAUCCGUGCUCUCUUUGUAAGUGCCUUCCCACAGCAGCUCACCAUGAAAAUGCUGGAGUCGCCUAGUGUGGCCAUUUACAUCAAAGAUGAAAGCAGAAAUGUUUAUUAUGAGUUAAAUGAUGUCAGGAACAUCCAAGACAGAUCACUCCUCAAGGUGUACAAUAAGGACCCUUCGCAUGCCUUUAAUCACAUGCCACAAACGGUGAAUGGAGACAUGAGGAUGCAGAGGGAACUUGUGUAUGCAAGAGGAGAUGGCCCCGGUACCUCUCGGCCUGGAUCCACAGCUCACCCAGCCCAUGCAAUUCCCAAUUCCCCACCAUCCACGCCUGCGCCCCAUUCCAUGCCCCCCUCCCCAUCCAGAAUUCCUUACGGGGGCACACGCCCCAUGGUUAUUCCUGGAAAUGCCACCAUCCCCAGAGACAGACUGUCCAGCCUGCCAGUCUCCAGAUCCAUCUCGCCAAGCCCCAGCGCCAUUUUGGAAAGGAGAGACGUCAAGCCUGAUGAGGACCUGAGCGGCAAAAACAUGGCUCUGUACAGGAACGAGAGCUUCUACGCGGAUCCUUACCUGUACCACGAGGGACGGAUGAGCAUAGCCUCGUCGCACGGCGGGCACCCCCUGGAUGUCCCCGACCAUAUCAUUGCCUAUCACCGCACGGCGAUUCGGUCGGCCAGUGCGUACUGUAACCCCGCCUUGCAAGCAGAGAUGCACAUGGAGCAGUCACUGUACAGACAGAAAUCCAGGAAAUAUCCCGACAGCCAUUUGCCGACCCUGGGCUCCAAAACACCCCCUGCCUCUCCUCACCGAGUCGGUGACCUGAGAAUGAUAGACAUGCACCCUCACAACAAUGCACCCGACCGGGCCUCGCCCAGUCGCCAGUCUUUUAAAAAGGAGCCAGGCACCUUGGUGUACAUUGAAAAGCCACGGAACACGCCAGGAUUAUCCGGCAUUGUGGACCUCGGGCCUCCUCUCGUUGAGAAGCAAGUGUAUGCCUACAGCACUGCUACAAUCCCCAAAGACAGAGAGACCAGAGAGAGGAUGCAAGCCAUGGAGAAGCAGAUUGCUAGUUUAACUGGCCUUGUCCAGUCAGCGCUUUUUAAAGGGCCCAUUACAAGUAGUAGCAAAGAUGCAUCUAGUGAGAAAAUGCUGAAGACCACGGGCAACAGAAGCCACACAGAGAGUCCUGGAGCUGCUCAGACAUCUGGAGGGAAGAGUCUAGGCACCCUGGAGUCCACGGGGCCUCCCAGCCAGCCCCUGCCUGCCAGCCCCUCAGCCAUGCACAUGAGCCUGCUGGACAUGAGGCGCAGCGUGGCGGAACUACGGCUCCAGCUGCAGGAGAUGCGGCAGCUCCAGCUGAAGAACCAGGAGCUGCUGAAGGCAAUGAUGAAGAAGGCAGAGUUAGAAAUCAGUAGCAAAGUGAUGGAGACCAUGAAGAGACUGGAGGAUCCUGUGCAACGACAGCGCACCCUAGUGGAACAAGAAAGACAAAAAUACCUGCAUGAGGAGGAAAGGAUUGUCAAAAAGUUAAGCGAGCUGGAGGACUUUGUUGAAGACUUAAAGAAAGACUCUUCAUCGGCCAGCCGAGUGGUGACUCUGAAAGAUGUGGAGGACGGGGCAUUCCUCCUGCGGCAGGUGGGGGAAGCCGUGGCCUCUUUGAAAGGAGAAUUUCCAACCCUACAAAACAAGAUGCGCGCAGUGCUGCGCAUUGAGGUGGAGGCCGUGCGCUUUCUGAAGGAGGAGCCACACAAGCUGGACUCGCUGUUGAAGCGCGUGCGCAGCAUGACCGAUGUCCUCACGCUGCUGCGCAGACAUGUCACCGAUGGGCUCCUGAAAGGCACGGAUGCAGCCCAGGCCGCACAGUAUGUCGCCAUGGAGAAGGCCACAGCUGCAGAGGUCUUGAGGAACCAGGAGGAGGCAGCCCAUGCCUCUGGGCAGCAUGGCGCGGGAGUCCCUGGUGAUGUGAAGUCAGAGGCAGUGGCCUUGGCUGCUGGCGUGACUGUGCACCACGCGCAGAGCUCUCCGGUGGUCAUCCAGCCCUCCCAGCACUCCACAGCCCUGCUGAACCCUGCCCAGAACAUGCCUGGUGGCACAGCCAGCCCCACAGCAGCCCCACAGGAAGUCACCUCUGUGCUGCAGUCGGCUCCGGUCCCCCAGUCCCCUCAGACACCUGUGAAUGGUUCCACCAUACAGAGCUUAUUCAUUGAAGAAAUCCACAGUGCAAGUGCAAAGAACAGGGCAGCAUCCAUUGAGAAAGCAGAGCGGAAAUGGGAAGAAAAGAGGCAGAAUCUAGACCACUACAAUGGGAAACAGUUUGAGAAGCUCCUGGAAGAAGCUCAGGCCAACAUCAUGAAGUCAAUUCCUAACCUGGAGAUGCCGCCAGCCUCAAGCCCUCUGCCAAAGGGAGGAGCCCCAGAGGACAAGCGGGAGCUUUUGGAAGACUCUCCAAACUCAGAACAGGACAUAGACAAGCUAGGGGGAAAGUCGCCCCCUCCUCCUCCCCCACCCCCUCGGCGAAGCUACCUUCCUGGAUCAGGGAUCACCACCACAAGGUCGGGCGACGUGAUCUACACCAGCAGGAAGGAAAGCUCCAGCACUAAGGCGAGCAGUGAUGAUGCCGGAGCAAGCCCACACACUAGAGCCACUAAGUGUCCCACAGAGGAGCCUGCCUCAGCCUGGGCCAAUUCCCAUCCGCCAGUUCCUACUGCCUCCUCAAAAGAUGAGGAGGAGGACGAGGAAGAAGGCGAUAAGAUCAUGGCGGAACUCCAGGCAUUCCAGAAGUGUUCCUUUAUGGAUGUAAAUUCAAACAGUCAUGCUGAGCAGUCCCGGGCUGACAGUCACGUUAAAGACUCUAGGCCAGGCGCCACAGUCCCACCCACGGAGAAGAAGAAUUUGGAAUUUUUCCAUGAAGAUGUACGGAAAUCUGGUGUUGAAUAUUCAAAUGGCCCCCAAAUGGAACCUCAAAAGGUUGCCCCAGGGUCUCUAAGACCUACUGACCCUCCUAAGUGGGAAAGAAGAAUGGAGCAGAGUGUUUCUGAUUCAUCAAAAACAUCAGACUAUAAAACUGACAUCUUAAAAAAGGGAAAUUCUUCUAUCUCCCAUAAGAGUUUGUACAGAGACAGUAGAAACUAUCCUCAGAAAAAUGUGCAAACGGUCAAUUUCGGUUUUCCUGGCCUGAAUUCAGUAGAAGAGGAAGUCAACAAAGGAGCAAGAGCCUUGGGACCACUCUUCCCCAGACCUGACCCUGAGAACCCAAAGGUGAAUUACGGAAAGACAAAAACAGUAUCUGUACAAGGACAAGAAAACACAGACAAGGGUCACAUUCCCUCUCCCCUGCGCUCCACAGAAUUGGUGCCUGGUGACGUGAGAAACCAAGAUCAAGACACUCUCCUGACAGACUUUGGCCAAGUUGUUCUAAGACCCAAAGGAUCGAGGCAUGUACCUGUGAACGACGAAGGGGAGUCAAGUCCAAGUUCUCCCAGUGAGGAAAAUAUGGCUACUGACAACAUUGCCUUCAUGAUUACCAAAACAGCUGUCCAGGUUCUGUCCAGUGGGGAGGUCCACGAUAUAGUUAGCCAAAAGGGACAAGAGGUCCAGACGGUGAAUAUUGAUGCCAAAGAAGAGACCACCUGCCAACACGAUGGGACGGGGAAUGAGGAGCCUGUUGUAUGCCUAGACAAGAAACCAGUUAUUAUCAUUUUUGAUGAGCCCAUGGACAUCCGCUCUGCCUAUAAGAGACUUUCAACCAUCUUUGAGGAGUGCGAUGAGGAGCUAGAGAAAAUGAUGACAGAAGACAAGAUAGAAGAGGAAGAAGAGGACGAAACAGGAGAGGCCGGAGUGCAGACUAGCACUUCCCAGCGGCUUCACAAGCCCGGGCCACAAGCAGAGAUGAAAUCACAGCCAUACUCCAGGUCCACAGAGAGCAAGAGACCUGGAGGACAGGAAAUGGACAAAAUGGAGCUGAGUCACUUUAGCCCAGCUGAUUCUCCCGAUGCCAAGUGUGAUGUGGCCGAUGAGCAGUUUGAAAGUCCCAAGAAGAAGUUUAAAUUCAAGUUUCCUAAAAAACAACUGGCAGCUCUCACUCAGGCAAUUCGCACAGGAACCAAAACAGGGAAGAAGACUUUACAGGUGGUGGUCUACGAAGAAGAGGAAGAGGAUGGCACAUUGAAGCAGCAUAAGGAAGCCAAGCGAUUUGAAAUCACCAGUUCUCAACCAGAAGACACCCCCAAAAACAUGGCUAGGAGACAUGAGCAGCCCGGUCCAGAGGGCACCUCUCCAAUUUCAAGAACUGAUGAAAUUAGAAAAAAUACCUAUAGAACAUUAGACAGCCUGGAGCAGACCAUCAAACAGCUGGAAAAUACCAUCAGUGAAAUGAGCCCCCAAACCCUAGUCGAUUCCUCCUGCUCUUCCACCAGAGAUUCUGUUACAAGCGCAUCUCAGUUAGCCCCAGAGCCGUCUCCCCGAUCCUUGCUAGUUGUGGACGAAGUCCCCCCUGCCCUAGACCCCCCCACGCCAGUGUCUUCAGCUUCACGUAAGGGCUCCGGUGCCGCCCCACAGACGAGCAGAAUGCCAGUCCCUAUGAGCUCCAAGAGCAGACCGGGAAGCCUGGAUAAACCCAGCAAGCAGUCCAAACUCCAGGAUCCCCGACAAUAUCGUCAGGCUAAUGGAAGUGCUAAGAAAGCUGGUGGGGAUUGUAAGCCUACUUCCCCCUCCUUACCUGCUUCUAAGAUUCCAGCUCUUUCUCCCAGCUCUGGGAAAAGCAGUUCUCUGCCCUCUUCUAGUGGUGACAGCUCUAACUUCCCUAAUCCACCUGCUACUAAACCAUCCAUCACUUCUAAUCCUCUGAGCCCCCAAACAGGACGGUCCGCUCACUCCGCCUCCCUCAUCCCUUCUGUCUCUAAUGGCUCCUUAAAGUUUCAGAGCUCCUCUCAUGCCGGUAAAGGCCACCACCUUUCAUUCUCACCACAGACUCAAAAUGGCCGCACAGCCCCCACUUCCUCCUCCACCUCCUCCUCCCCUCCCUCCCCUGCCUCCCCCACCUCCCUGAGUCAGGGUGCCAAAGGCACCAGAACCAUCCACACUCCGGGCCUCACCAGCUACAAGGCCCAGAAUGGAAGCUCGAGCAAGGCCUCUCCAGCCUCAGCCAAGGAAACCUCUUCAAGGCCAGAGCCAGUUGGUUAGGUACCAAGGUGGAGUUACAUUUUCAGAAAACACUAUUAUUUGUUUCUUUUUUAGCAGUCAACAACAACUGUUUUCACAAGAGGAUGUAACAUAUUGCUGUACUGUUUAAGGCUUAAUGCAAAGUGUGUACUUAAAUACUGGGUUGAUAGAGUUCAGUAAAGCUCAUUUUGAUUUUGUUUUUCCUUGUUGCUGUUGUAACUACGUAGUGUUUGCGGUCUUGAUUUCUAAUACCUACCAAAUGAAGUAAGCAUGUGCUCCAAAAAGAGAGAGAGAGAGAGAAAGAGAGAGAGAGCUUGCGCAAAGGGGUGGGUGUGUGAGACCAGAAAAUUGUAUUAAGCAUGUAAAACAUGUAUGAUUCCAGAAUUUUAGUAUGUUUUGUAUAAAAAUAUUUUUCACUACGGAGUCUAGAAGUGAACAGAGAAAUAUGUAAGCGCGACUAUAUAAAUUGUAAAACAGAUACUAUAAUAUUUCCUUUUAUUUUCAUGUUAUUUAGCUUUAUUACAGAUUUCUAUUUUUGUCAAAACUUCAUGGUUCCUUUCAAGAUCUUUUUUGCCAAAACAUUUUGAUACUAUAUAGCAUUGUACAUUUGAAAGUAGUGGUCUAGACUAUAUAAGCCAAUGAUGAUCUUCACAAACCAAUAGAAAAGCACAUGUCAGAAGCAACUAUUGCCCUGUCAUGAAUGUAUGUAUACUAAUUUGCCAGCCCAAGCAAGCUAGUUUUCUUUCCUUUUUUUUUUCUUUUAACAUUUUGAGGUUUUCUACUUGUUUUCCUUGUGGAAUCUAACCCUUUCCUUUGUUUUCUGAGACCCGAGAUCCCACACUAUUGCACUAAAUGUCGAUUUUAAAAAUGUACACCUCUGUACGGUUCUGCAAAUGGCUCAACUUUUGUAAAUAUAUAAAUAGAGAUUUAAAAGAAAUACUGUGUGUGACAGCACAUAGAGUAGUUUUUCCCACACCAAAGUUAAUUGGUAUGCAUGCUUUAAAAAGAAUAUAGAUUGGGAUGGGCAGAAAUGAGACUAUCCAUACUUUUUUUUAAGCACCAAGUGAGCACAGCUAGAGUGUUUUUGUAAAUAAAUGUAUUUGUAUAAUGCAGUCAUGUAAAAAUACAGAACUAUGAGCAGAGACUUUGCAAGACUAAAUAAAGGGCUGCAUGCUUGUUAUUUUUUUCUUUUUUUUUCUUUUCUUUCUUUCUUUCUUUUUUUUUUUGUACCUUGUUGCUAUACUUCCUAGUCAAAGAACACCAUGUAAUCAUUUCCAAAUGUUUCUGGCUUUGAGAGCAUUAGAAUGACAUUGUAACAGUGCUCAGAAGACAACUUUUCUAAAAGCUCUGGGGUAGCUAAUGAGGAGCUCCUAAUAAAUUAAUUGCAACUGUGGUU